GGAAGUUAUUUAGAUCAAUUCAUCGUUUGAAUCUGUAGUUCAGUUAGUUGCUAGUUGGGGAUAAGCAAUGGGGAAAACUUAAAUUGGACUAUCUGAGUGUAUACGUUCUACGAUGUCGUGCAAAUGCAAAAGCCAGCGUUGUGUGUGGAGCAAUGUCGAAGCUGUGAAGUAAUGACAACUCAUCACGACGUUCGUUUACUAUGAGCUCUCUAUCAGCCCACUCUCCGACAUCAAGUUCGUCAUGCAGGACACUGCCUGGAGAGGGAAAUCAGGUGCAGCCCAAAGCCCCUCUCCUACAGAUUCUGCGUGUGGCCGGAGCCCAGGAAGAUGUCUUCACACUGAAGGAGGUGAUGCACUAUUUGGGACAGUAUAUCAUGGGGAAGCAACUGUAUGACAAACAGAGGCAGCACAUUGUCCACUGUCAAGAUGACCCUUUGGGAGAGCUGCUGGAAGUGGAGAGCUUCUCCGUCAAGAACCCGAGCCCGGUGUAUGACAUGCUGAAGAAAUAUGUGGUUGUUCUUGGUAACAGUGACGCUGCAGAGAAUCUUUCUGUGGGCCGUGAAUGUGUUGAGGGCGGAGUGGAGGAUCGUGGUCAGAUCUGUGGAGGAGUGGUCAAAGCAGGACUAGAGGCUUGUAGUGGUGGGCCUCUCCUGCAGACCCCCUCUCAGAGGCGACCUCGUGAGCCAGAUGAAGACUCUCUCGAAGGAAUGCCGCGGUCAGCCUGCAAACGACCCAAAUUGGAUGUUACUUUAGAAGAGUGGGACCUCUCUGGCCUCCCUUGGUGGUUUUUGGGUAACCUCCGUAGUAACUACAGCUGCAGGAGCAAUGGGUCCACAGACAUUCACACAAACCAACUGUCGCCCGCACAGGAGGAAGACACUGCUAUUGUGUCGGACACUACCGAUGACCUCUGGUUCCUGACUGAAGGUGAGAGUGAACAGGUCAGUGUGGAGAUGAAAGAGGCUGCACUGGAGGAAGGCAGCAGAGGAGAAGGGGAGGCCCCACCUGAGGAUGAUGAUGGAGGCGGUAAAGAGGAAAAGGCAGAUCGAGAGAUGCAGGAGGAGCCAGAUGACGACUCUCAGUGCCUGAGCGAUGAUACGGAUACAGAGGUUUCCACACAGGAUGCAUGGCAGUGCACAGAGUGUAAGAAGUAUAAUACACCUCUCCAGAGGUAUUGUGUUCGCUGCUGGGCUCUACAGAAGAACUGGUACAAAGAUGUUCCUCGACUCGUCCAUUCCCUUUCUGUUCCUGACAUCGCAGCAUGUAGCUCUCUUAUCGCCCAAGAUGAGGAUGAUGACAGCGAGGCAGGCUUCGAUGUCCCAGACUGCACCCGAACAGUGUCUGACCCUGUUAUCCUGCCCUCCCAUUCCACUGCAGACCGACCAUUGCCCCCUAUGGCCAUGGGAAAAGACAAGCGGCCGCGGCCCGCCAGCUUCCACAAGGAUGAGGUGCUGUCGGGAGGGGAGAGUCAGGAAAAUCUAGGCAUGGAGGUUGAGGAAGUCAGGCCUGAGGCUCUGCUGGAACCCUGCAAGCUCUGCCGAGUGCGACCGCGUAAUGGAAACAUAAUACACGGUCGUACAGCUCAUCUGCUUACGUGCUUCCCCUGUGCGAGGAGGCUGCACAAGUUCCAGGCUCCUUGUCCAGGAUGUGGAAAGAUCAUUCAGAAGGUUAUUAAGAUAUUUAUUCUCUAAAAUUCACAGCAGUUCUAAUUUAAGAGUUGUAUUUGAAAACCAUUUGAUCAUACAUGCAUGCACAAUGCUCUGCUCGUCGACUGGCACACAAGUUGUGCACCUUAACGUACCUAAAAAUAAGAGCACCUGGUGAAACUUGUUUUUGCCUGUAUGGGUUACUCUGCAUUAUUAUUGGUGAUACAAACCUGGACUGGAACGUUCCUCAUACCAAAUGCUUGUAUUGGUGCCACAAUUAUUUAAGAGACAAGCAAAUUAUAUAUUUAUUAGAUGCCAUCAGGUGCUUCUUUCCUUUGCGUUUAAGUUGUGCUGUUUGAGAGAUGAUAGUGCUUGUUUUGUUGUCUUUUAAAUGUUUUGCCUCCUAGAUUCACAAAUUCCAUUUUCCUGACAAAGCUGCAUUAUGGCUUUUUUUAAGUAAUAUAUCCUGUAGUACAUAAAGCAUUUUUUUUAUCUUGCCUAGACUCUUAAGAUUCGAGUUAGAAAGACAAGACUAAAGAUGAGCAGUUCCUAAAACAAUUUAUCCACAUUUAAAUAUAAAUAUUCUUAAAUGUUCUAUUCUCACAAAAUGAAUGUACUAUGAUAUAUGUGGUCACUAAAGUUCCAUUUCUCUCAACCCCAUACUGUAGAACUGAACUAAACCUGUUUGAGAAGAGUUUCAGCUGGUAAAAUGCUUUGUUGUGCAUGCAGUUGCCGUCGUACUUACCGGGUUAAUUCCGUGUGCUCGUUCUGACUUUAGAAUUUUUUUGUAUGUUGUUUUUGUAUUUAAUUUAUUUAUAAUUGUUUUCUUUAGAUGACCAACAUAAAUGAAGCAGAAAAGGCAGCACUUGUUACAGAGUUGUAUUGUUGAUUUUCCAGCAGCGUGUUUUCUGAAAACUGUGCCAUCGCUGAAAAUGUCCGUGCCGUAGUCGUGGGGGGUCGGAGGACUGAUUGAUGCAUUACACUGCCAAGUAAUGACUUUAAUUUGUAUAUAACAGAUUUUAUUUUACUGCUAAUGCAUUUUGUGAAAGUUCUAUUGCUGGCCUAUGUAUAAACUACCUUAUUUCAGUAAAUGUGUGAUCUAUCUAUAGAUGCGGUAUGCGCUUUAUUCAAGCCUAAUCUUUCUGCCAGCAGGUGGAGAUAUGUCUCCAUUACUGUGUCUGAUGCCCACAGAAGCUGUACAGUGUUUAGCACCAGCACUAAGCUGUGUGAAAGCUAUAUUAGCUUAAUAAAACCUUUAAA
This is a messenger RNA of Betta splendens (Siamese fighting fish), 2906 nucleotides long. RefSeq names its product MDM4 regulator of p53 (gene mdm4). Gene Ontology annotation, biological process: negative regulation of apoptotic process; regulation of cell cycle; protein ubiquitination. Gene Ontology annotation, cellular component: nucleus. Lineage: Eukaryota; Metazoa; Chordata; Actinopteri; Anabantiformes; Osphronemidae. The record is from RefSeq and is a predicted model, not a curated record. Gene Ontology annotation, molecular function: ubiquitin-protein transferase activity. Bases 201 to 1691 code for a protein of 496 amino acids. The transcript is spliced from 11 exons.